AUGGCGUACCAAGUACCACCAUUUGACGAUGGCAAGGACAAGUGGACGUCGUACGUCAUUCGCAUCGAGUCCUACUUCGAAGGGAACAACAUCACGGAAGACGCACAGAAGAGAGCGCUUCUUGUCUCGGCUCUCGGAUCACGGUCCAUUGACGUCCUCAGUGGGCGGUGCGCUCCUCGUAAGGUGAACCAGCUCACCUACAAGGAAGCGGUGGAAAUUUUGCAAAGCUUCUAUGAUCCCCAGCCGAACGAAAUUGCAGAGAGCUUCAGAUUUUUCACUCGUGUCCAAAAUGAAGACGAAUCUGCCCAGCAGUUUAUCGUCGAGCUCCGUCGACUUGCCGACAAGUGCAACUUUGGCGACAUGUUGGACCGAAUGCUGCGGGACAAGAUUGUAUGCGGAAUCCGAAGCACAGAGCUACAGAAAGCACUACUUUGUCGUUCAAGAUUGACCUUGAAGGAAGCCGAGAGCAUGGUGCUCGCAUCAGAGGCGGCGGGUCAAGGCAUCAGGCUUAUGAAGAACGUCGACGUGAAGACUGAACCAGAACUACAUAGGCACCGCGAACAGUGGCCCAAAAUCAAGAAGACAGACUUGAAGUUGUCCUGCUACCUGGGACCGCUGCCUAUCGCUGGUAAGCUCACGCUGCCAAUUUCCUACGAGGGCAAGACACUGACUGCCUCCAUGACCGUAGUUCGUCAUUCAGGGCCUUGUUUAUGUGGUCGCGACCUUAUUCGAGCCCUGAACAACCUGGGUGCUCCUGUUCUAAGCCUGAGCAGUGCCAGCAGACGAGAUGACAAAGAGCUGGAAGCAAUUUUGUCCGAGUAUGAAGACGUCUUUGAGCAAGAACUGGGCCUGUUCAAGGUUCCGCCUGUUCACCUCUACGUGAAAGGAGAAGCAGUUCCAAAAUUUUUCAAGGCGAGACCUCUGUCGUAUGCAUUGCGAGACAAGGUUACGGAAGAGCUGGAAAGGCUAGUGAAGUCUGGCGUGCUUUCUCCUGUCGCUCACUCUGAAUGGGCUACGCCAAUUGUGCCGGUGCUGAAGAAAGACGGAUCUGUCAGGAUCUGCGGCGACUACAAGGUCACCGUAAAUGCAGCAUGCGUCACUGAACACUAUCCGCUUCCAGUCAUCGAUGACAUUUUUGCAGCACUGCACAAGGGAGACGUCUAUAGCACCUUAGACUUACGGGACGCCUACAACCAGAUUCCAUUGGAUGACGAGUCAAAGAAGUUGACCACCAUCAGUACCCACAAAGGCUUGUUUUGCUUCAACCGCUUACCUUUUGGGGUGUCGUCCGCACCGGCUAUCUUUCAGCGCACUAUGGAAAAUUUGCUUGGUGGUCUAAGUGGCGUACAAGCAUAUUUAGACGACGUCCUGGUGGCAGAAGGGAAAGCAGACAGCGGAAGCAAUCUCAAAGCUGUGCUCCAGCGCUUCCGUGAAUGUGGCGUAAAAAUACGGAAGGAUAAAUGUUCCUUCAGAAAGACGGAAGUAUCGUAUCUGGGACACAAAAUCACAAGUGACGGACUUCAUCCACUGGAGAAGAACAUGGAAGCUGUGAUGAAAGCACCAAGUCCAAGGAACCAAGUUCCUCCCGUGCAUGGCAACAACGCUUGCUCCAUUAUACGACCUUCUGAAGAAGGAUUGCCGGUGGAAGUGGACUUCAAGUCAGCAACAGGCAUUUGA
Molecule: messenger RNA, 1677 nt
Organism: Rhipicephalus sanguineus (brown dog tick)
Lineage: Eukaryota; Metazoa; Arthropoda; Arachnida; Ixodida; Ixodidae
Exons: 3
Coding region: 1-1677 (558 amino acids)
Source: RefSeq, a predicted model, not a curated record